Aspergillus tanneri is the source of this 1563-nucleotide messenger RNA. RefSeq names its product MFS transporter. The record is from RefSeq and is a predicted model, not a curated record. Lineage: Eukaryota; Fungi; Ascomycota; Eurotiomycetes; Eurotiales; Aspergillaceae. Gene Ontology annotation, molecular function: transmembrane transporter activity. The coding region runs from base 1 to 1563 and encodes 520 amino acids. The transcript has 2 exons. Gene Ontology annotation, biological process: transmembrane transport.
AUGCCUUCGCAGGCCGAAUCAAAGGCAGCAGCGAAUCCUGGUGAGGUCGAGAAAACCAAUAUCUAUAAUGGCCAAGGCAGCAAGGAAGACCCUUUCGUGGUUGAGUUCCAUAAAGACGACCCUGAAGACCCAAUGAACUGGUCUCAGUCCAGGAAAUGGUUCAUCACGACCAUCGUGACCCUGUCUGUCUUCGCCGUCACGCUGACAUCUUCGGCAUACUCUGUAUCCGCUAACGAGGUUAUUGAGCACUUUAACAUUAGCACCGAGGUCUUUAUAGUCGGCCUUUCCCUCUUUGUGCUUGGGUUCGCAAUUGGCCCUGCAGUAUGGGGUCCCUUGGUAAGCAUAUCCGAACUUUACGGAAGACAAAUUCUCUGGAUAACCUCCCACGUCGCCUUGGCGGCCUUCGUCGGAGGUUCUGCCGGAAGCCAAAACAUUACUACACUCCUAGUAUUGCGAUUCUUCAGUGGCACUUUUGGUGGGUCACCAUUGGUGAACUCGGGUGGUGCUAUUGCGGAUCUCUUCCCCCCGGCCCAGAGAGGCCUCGCUAUGACGCUUUACUGUGUUGCGCCCUUUCUUGGCCCCAUCCUUGGACCUGUCGUUGGCGGGUUUGUCUCUGAAAAUGUACGAUGGAGAUGGGUACAGGGUGUAUGCUGUAUCUUUAUAGGCGUGGUAGGCAUCCUCGGCUUCAUCUUCGUCCCUGAGACAUAUGGGCCGGUGUUGCUGAUCCGGAAGGCAAGCCACUUGUCCAAAACUGAUGGCAAUGUUUAUAUCAGUGUUGUCGAAAAGAGCCAGGGUAAAAAGAAGCCGUCUGAAGUUUUCAAGAGAACUUUGUUACGGCCCUGGGUUUUGCUCUUUCGGGAACCCAUCGUGCUAGUGGCCUCACUCUAUAUGGCAAUUAUUUACGGCACUGUCUAUAUGUUUAUGGGCGCCAUGCCUAUCGUCUAUAACGAAGACCGUGGAUGGAGCGAGGGUAUCGGAGGACUGGCGUUUAUGGGUAUUGCAGUUGGCAUUAUCCUAGGAUUGGUCUAUGUUAUCUACGACAACAACGGGCGAUAUAUGAAACUGUUUCUGUCAAAGUCUGCAACUGCGGAAUCUCGCUUACCACCAGCCAUUAUUGGUGCUAUUGCCUUACCGGUUGGCAUGUUCGCCUUUGCAUGGACGAACCAUCCCAGCAUUCACUGGUCUGUCAGCAUUAUUCUCUCGACACCUUUUGGUUUCGGCUGUGUGCUUGUCAUUCUGCCAAUAAUUAACUACCUUAUCGAUUCCUACACCAUUUACGCAGCCUCCGUUCUUGCUGCUGCUGCUAUCUUCCGCUCGAUCGUCGGUGCCGUGUUCCCCUUAUUCACCACCCAGAUGUAUAAUAAUCUCGGGAUUCACUGGGCAACCUCAGUACCAGCAUUUCUGACGUUGGUUUGCAUGCCUUUUCCGUUUGUCAUGUAUCGCUACGGUGGGGCACCGAGGAUGAAGCGCAAGUAUGCGUUCGAGGCUGCUGAGAUUAUGAAACAGAUGCAAAUGCAACAAGCCCACGUUCUAGACAAGGAGAAAGAUUCUCCUUCAGAGUGA